GUGAGAAUUUUUUUUGUCUUUUUCGAGUAUUUGCUCUAGGUUUCUCGAUCUUAUAUAUAUGUCCUCUAGUUCUGGAGUCUUCAUUGAAUUUGAAGAAUUUAGAAGUCUCUUGAUCGUCAGUCCCUUGAGUUAUUCGGAACACUUGGAUAAGAUCUGCUCUGUGACGUCGGUAAGAUAAUGAAGUAGUCCAUUUGAUUGGGUUCUCUUUCUGAAAUGAACGAGGGAGAUUGCAAUAUUGUGUUGGAGGUGUUGACGAGAGCCACCAGUCAGGAUGCAAGUAUACUGAAGCCGGCUGAACAACAGCUGAAACAAUGGGAAACACAACCAGGUUUCCACUCUAUUCUGCAGACAAUAAUUCAGAAUCACAAUAUUGGAGUUAAUGUUAGAUGGAUGGCAGUGCUUUUCUUCAAGAAUGGAAUUGACAGAUACUGGAGAAGGACUGCUACAAAUGCCAUCUCAGACACAGAAAAAGAGGGCAUACGAGCCAAGCUGAUUGCUCGCUUCGAUGAACCUGUUGCUCCUAUAGCUACUCAGCUGUCGGUCCUCAUCGGCAAGAUAGCACGCUUGGACUGUCCUAAGCUGUGGCCCGAGCUUGUCCCUACGCUCCUUGAUGCUAUCAAGCAACCCGAUCUCCUGUAUCAACAGAGAGCACUGUUGACAUUACAUCAUGUAAAUAAGACUCUAGCAUCCAGGAGGCUUGCGACAGAUAGAAAGCUGUUUCAAGAGUUGACAAGUAACAUAUUUGGUUUUGUGCUAAAUCUAUGGAAUACCUACCAUGAGAAAUUCCUCCAAGCAGCUAAUGCAGAGGAUCCUACUGCCAUGGCCACAGCACUCGAACUCAGUGUCCUUGCACUUAAAGUUCUUAGGAAGCAGUUGGUGUUUGGCACAACAGAACCGGGCAAGUCACAGGAAGCGAUGAUGCUGAUUCAGUUGAUUUUCCAGAGGAUACGUUCCUUCUUAGAAAUGAGAGUACGGCUUCCAGCUAAUCACACACUCCGGGAGAAAUUGGAGAAAAUGGCAAUUUUGCACACAAAAAUUCUAAUUGACUGUCAGGAGAGCUUUCCUCUGGCCUACAUUGAUUUCAUCAGCAGCUCCUUGGAACUAUGCACAUCCUGCGUGUUCUCUGAUGAGAACAGACACCUCUUGUUUGAACGCUUCCAGGUUCAGUGCAUGAACCUCAUCAAAGCGAUCGUCCGGUGUGAGAAGUACAAGGAACGGACCGGUCCAGAUGAGGAGCCGGAUCCUGUGACCGUCAAGGCUGAAGGGGCAAUGAAGGGAUUCUUCACUGAGAGCAUUGUCACAGAGAUAUGCCAAAGGCUGAUUAUGCAGUACUUUCCUUUAGGACAAGAGGAUCUAGAACUUUGGGAAUCUGACCCUGAAGGCUUUGUGGCAGAUGAGAGUGGUGAAUCAUGGAAAUUCAGCUUAAGGCCUUGCACAGAGACUUUAUUCAUCACCCUUUUCCAUGCCAACAAACCAGUUUUCAUCCCAGUUCUCAUUCAGAUGGUUCAGAAAGUUCAAGAUGCCUGUGAUACAGAAGACAUGCAGGUGCUUUUACAAAAGGAAGCUGUGUACAAUGCGAUAGGUCAGGCAGCCUUUGAGCUUUUUGAUGAUGUUGACUUUGAUCAGUGGUUCACCUCCCAUCUCAUUAAAGAACUUCAAAACAAACAUCCAAGAUACAAGGUAAUCAGAAGAAGAGUAAUCUGGUUAGUUGGUCAGUGGAUAGGGGUAAAGCUAUCCCCCUCUCUUCAUCCUACAUUCUACGAAGCAGUCUUACCCCUCCUCUCAUCGGACGAAGAUCUGGUGGUCAGGAUAUCCGCCGCUCAAGCUCUCAAGACUGCUGUAGAUGAUUUUGAAUUCAAGACAGAAGCCUUCCUGCCAUAUCUAGAUUCCAGUUUUUCUAUGCUCUUUCAACUUCUACAAGAUGUAUCAGAAUGUGAUACAAAGAUGAGCAUUCUUCAUGUGAUGUCUUUCAUCAUUGAAAGGGUGGGGCCAGAGAUUCGCCCCUUCUCAAAUAAUCUUGCCCAGUACUUACCCCUCCUGUGGGAGGACUCCGCAGAGCAUAACAUGCUUCGAUGCGUCAUCCUCUCGACGCUCAUUCAUCUUGUUCAGGGCUUAGGACCACACAGUACCACCCUCUAUCCCUUCCUCCUACCUGUCAUCAAAAUCAGUACUGACACCUCAAAGCCUCCUCAUGUAUAUCUGAUGGAAGAUGGUGUGGACUUGUGGUAUGAUACGAUACAGAAUGCUCCUGCUAUGACACCAGAACUCCUUCAACUCUUCUCUAACAUGCCAGAAGUACUGGAAAUGGCCACAGAGAAUCUGAAGACAUGCUUGCAAAUCAUCAGUUCAUAUGUAGUACUCGGAAAGGAACAAUUCAUGCAGAGCCAUGGGCAAACUGUAGCAUCAUGUACAACUGGUAUAGUGUCAGAACUCAGAACAGAGGGUAUUGCUGCAGUACUCAAGACAAUUGAGACGGUCUUCAAGGUGUUCCCAAUGGAAGGACCUCGACUCUUUGAGUCUUACCUACCAACAGUGUUUGAAGAGAUCUUGAAUAAAGAUACCUACCCAAUGGUGAUGACCAUGCAUGUGUCUCUUCUCUCUCGGAUCAUCAUUAAGAAUCAAGACUAUUUCUUCUCCAUCCUUGAUGGCAUUGCCAAGAGCUGGAACACCACGCCCGAUGAGUUAUUGACCACCCUCAUACAGACCUGGGUUGACUGCAUGGACCAACUGGCCAUAGCAGAGCGUAGGAAACUGACCGGUCUAGCGUUUGCGGCGUUGAUGACCAGUUCGUCAAGGGCUGUCUUUGAAAGGUUACCAGACACUAUGUACAUCAUUGUUGAAGUACUUCAUGACGUUUGCAGAGAAGAGAGUGAUCAACAGAUAGACUUCCUUGUCAUGAGUGAAGACCAUAGUGAUGAAGUUCAAGAUGAAUAUGACACCCUGCAUGACAAGAGAAUGAGAGAGCUGUCAAGGCAAGACCCUGUCCACAACACGUCGUUCCCAGAAUACGUCAAGUUUCAGAUGUCACAGUGUGAGAGACUGCAUGGCCCUACUGUCUUCCAGCAAAUCAUGGACUCGAUUGAUGAAGAAGUCUUGCAACAGCUCAAAGGCUUUAUUUCAUGAUCUUUUCUAUAAUGGAGAGACCCGUCAUUAUCAUUGCUAGGUACAAAUGAAACAGAGUGACAUAUUGCCCAGCUGUCUUCCUGCAUAUCAUGGUGAGGAAGCUUUGCAACAAUGUCAAAGGCUUUAUUCUGUUCUGGCUCUGUGAGUACAUGGAAGAUGCUGCUAGGGAAAUAGGAAUAUUGUCACAGAACCUGACUGGGGAAUCAGAGACUUGAUUGAGGAGGAAGUUCUGCAACAGUGUC
Messenger RNA from Lytechinus variegatus (green sea urchin), 3365 nucleotides. RefSeq names its product importin-11-like. The coding region runs from base 214 to 3123 and encodes 969 amino acids. Gene Ontology annotation, cellular component: nuclear envelope; cytosol. The record is from RefSeq and is a predicted model, not a curated record. The transcript has 27 exons. Gene Ontology annotation, biological process: protein import into nucleus. Gene Ontology annotation, molecular function: small GTPase binding. Lineage: Eukaryota; Metazoa; Echinodermata; Echinoidea; Temnopleuroida; Toxopneustidae.